AUGGAACUGACAUUUCUGAUUAGCCGUGACGGAGACAAUGUCAAAAGAGGGCAGAUAAGGCGUGCGUGCAACUCUUGUCGUCAGAAAAAAAAACGGUGCUACCACAAUGAAGAACCGAUCAAGACAGAUGUUUCGAAAGGACUACAUCAUAAUUCCAGCCGUAUUCCUACUCCCUAUGACACCCCUGAGCGCUCGAGAAGGGACUCAGUGAUCCGAGGUAGAUCCGCAUCUCCAGCCAGAGAACAGCAAAGUGACUACACACUUGAAAGGUCCCGGGUCCAUGGGACCGGUAGCUCAACUGUCUCUGAGGCAAGUCCACUUACAGACCAAGAGCAUGAUUCGCGUCAAUUUGCGUGCGACUCGAACCCAAUGGCGACUUUGAUGGACAACGACGAAUCACGGUUAAAGAACAGUCAGGGCAAGAAAGGCGAUGUAGGAGCGUGGUUGUGCCCUGGAGAGAAUUACCUUGAUUCAUUAGAGAACUGCAACACACUACAAUUGCCGCGGGGGUCGCAUUUGCAGCCAACAGACAUCAACACAGAUUACCUGCCACCAAAAAAGAGCCAAAUAGCUUUGAUAGACGUCUAUUUCCGUCGGAUACACCCCAUACUGCCUCUUCUCGAUGAGCAGAUAGUGCGAGACAAUUUUCAAGCCGGCUCUCUGCAUGUUCGCCUUCUCCAAACGAUAUGUCUUGUCGCAGCAAAAGACCGGACCACAAGACCUCUUCUGUGCCUCGGCCAGAGCUCGGAAGUUCUCCAACUGGAGAGGUUUACUAGUAUACUCUAUACCGACAUUAUGCAAAAUAUACCAAGGACACCCAGAAAGAAGAUAAUCUACAUUCAAAUCUUGACCCUUUUGUCGCUCCACGAAUGGGGCCCUACUGGCUCCGAAGAUCGUUCUUUGAACCUGGCGCAGGCCAUCCACCAUGCACAUACCAUCGGCAUACACUUGAUGAGAACAGACCAGCAGCCUACUACUUCACUAAAGGCUCUAUUUUGGUGUUUGUGGAGUUUGGACAAAUGGAAUGCUGCUAUGAAUGGCAGACCGAUCGUGAUACAUGACCGCGACAUGAACCAGCAAGUGGACGACGUUAGCUCAUCGUUCCCAGCCUCGUUCCGGCUCUGGCUUCGUAUCGCCGAGAAGCUGGGUAAGGUGAUUCUAUUUUAUCGGCCGAUCAUCAACGGGGUUGAUCAUGAGGAACUUGAGCUUCCCGCCUUUGAAGAACUUAUUAAGGAUUGCGAUGCGUGGAAAUUACCAUCAGACUUGCUUGAGUCGAGCGAGCUCCUGUAUCACGCGGUUACUAUUCUCUCCACACAUUCCGAUGGCCUUCAAGGGCGUUCACGGCCAAGAAAUUCAAGUAUUCGACAAACCCACUCGAUCUUCUCUAUCGCGUCUUUGAUCCAAAAGAGAGAUAUUCAAAUCCUAUCCCCGUUGCCAAUGCUCGGUUACACUAUAUCCCUCGCUUUCUCAGUAACUUACAAACAACUAAGAGAAAGUCAAUUAGCCAGCACCCGCCACACAGCCAUUGGGCACAUGCGUCAAUUUCAUCAAUAUCUUGAACAAUCUUCUUCUACAUGGUGGUCUACUGCCGUGAUGGCUAGACUAGGAAAUCGCGUGCUGGACAGCAUCCAACCCACCAUAGAUGAUCAAGAUUCCACAGCCCCAGUGAAUGAUACUCUCCGACCGAAUUCUCGACGAAGAAUGGGAUAUCGGCGCUCACACCAUGAUGAGGAUGAAGUUUUGGGGUCACACUCCAGCGUGGACUGUAUGCAAGGGUUGGGGCGGGCAGAGGCCAGAAUAGAGAGGGUAAGCCCUCUCGAUAUUCAACUACGGUCAGAUGACUUGUCCAAUUUGGACAUUUCCGUCGCGAAUCCAUUUCUGGGAGCUCCUGGGAUCGAAGAUUAUGACAUUUUUUUCAACAAUUUCCCUGAUGUUAACUUCCCCAGCGGAAAUGAUCAACUGUUGAUGGAUCUGGACAUGUCGGGGUUCGAAUAUGAUUGA
Messenger RNA from Penicillium canescens, 2001 nucleotides. RefSeq names its product Zn(II)2Cys6 transcription factor. The transcript is spliced from 3 exons. Gene Ontology annotation, biological process: DNA-templated transcription; regulation of DNA-templated transcription. The record is from RefSeq and is a predicted model, not a curated record. NCBI's taxonomy places the organism in Eukaryota, Fungi, Ascomycota, Eurotiomycetes, Eurotiales, Aspergillaceae. Gene Ontology annotation, molecular function: DNA-binding transcription factor activity, RNA polymerase II-specific; DNA binding; zinc ion binding. Bases 1 to 2001 code for a protein of 666 amino acids.